AUGGAAUAUGCCAGUCUUGGUUCACUACCCGUCGAGCUCAAAGUUCUCAUCUCUAGGCAAUUUGAUGAUGCAUCGGACGUACGGUCGCUUGCUUUGACGAACCGCGCAACCUACCUGGCGUUCAUCGGCUCUGAGAGUCACAUAGUCAAAGCCACAUUUCAAAAUCAAACCAAUCCGGAUGUUCUUCAUGAUGUGCUGGCAGUCGCGCUGACGAUGCAAACCAAAAAAUGGAGCCGAGAUGUGAGACUAGAAAUACUAAGAAAAUACUUCUCUGGCAACCCUCUCAUUCACACCACCAAAUGGACACUGUCGAACUUCUUUUCCAUACAGCGGCUUCGAAAGCAAAUCCAGUUUUUUGUCCUUGAUUUUGCGCUGUCUGCCUUAUCGGAGGACCCUUCCACGCGUGAUGAGGAUAUCCUGCCGAAGGAACCAACCAUGUGGGAAAGCAUCAGGUUAGAGCGUACAUUCUGGAGAUUUGAGCUCUACUGCAACCUUUUCGGCUUUCGAGGUUUACGAGAUGGCGAUCUUCCGGAGCGGCUCAACGUCAAUGAGCGGAGUGUCAUGUUCUUCAACAAAUUCGCCGCGUACGAGAAUGAACAGCUUGGAUGCGUUCGAGACUAUCUCAUCGAACGAAUCUCAGAACCAUUCAAUGACGUCGCAAGCCAUAAUAUCGAAUAUUCAGAUGUCAAGAUCGGAUACACUAAUGAUUAUGCAGUACCUGACAACUGGUUCAAGGAGGGCGUCCUGACUUGGGGGCUUGAGAAAAUACAUGAUUUUAUAUGUACGGAGACUUACGACGAACGGUUCGAACACCUGACUGAAUACCCUCCUUGUGACAGCCAUUUUCUGUACACAGGUCUGAUUCAUGCCAAUAAUCAGUCCUCGAAAGAGGCGCUUGAGCUUCAGCAGCCCUUUAGUCCUGAUCCAGAUAUUGGUCCACGCGCAGCUUGGGCUUGGGCCAACUGUUCCUUCUCAAAUAAUUCCUAUUUUUUGAAAUCGAACUGGUACUUUCGACAGCGAGCUUAUGUCAUGUGGGACUCAGUAAGGCUCACAGAGUGGAAGCUGUUGCUCAAACCCCGCCAUGAAGCACCUGAUGCAAUCAAUGCUCCAAUCGCCUUCAAUGUGGAGAAAUCAAGGGAAGAAAGACUGAGCCGAAGUCGACGGCAACAAUUGUACUUGGAUGGUUACACUGGGUAUUGGGCCGCAGAGAGCGACAUGCAAUUGAAACAACGCGAAGGCAGUAAUUCCAAUGCUGAGGGAGGGUCAAGGAGCAAUUAG
Messenger RNA from Bacidia gigantensis, 1278 nucleotides. RefSeq lists its product as uncharacterized. Lineage: Eukaryota; Fungi; Ascomycota; Lecanoromycetes; Lecanorales; Ramalinaceae. The transcript has a single exon. Bases 1 to 1278 code for a protein of 425 amino acids. The record is from RefSeq and is a predicted model, not a curated record.